AUGGUGAUCCAUCCCGGCUGCAGCUCGGACCAGCAGCUGAAGGUGCUGCGCCUGGAACGGGGACGGUGCAAGAGACAAAGCACCGAAGCAAAACACGGUGAUAAUGUGUUCUCGAUGAAGACCUCCGUGUAUAUCCAGCCCGGGCCGCUGAGCAGCAGGGCUAUGUCCAGAGGAGAUCCAUCAGGAGCCGCAGAGGAGCUGAUAAUGUCGCGGUGUCUGCAGCCGCGUCUUAUGGAAGACGCUUUGUUUUCUAUGGCGUCACGGGGGCGCGCACUGCCUGCUGUAGUUUAUGCAGGACGUGCACGCGCAUCUCGGACAGUGAGUGAGGGGGCAGCAGGAGGUCACAGCAGGAGGUCACAGCAGGAGGCCACAGCAGGAGGUCACAGCAGGAGGUCACAGCAGGAGACACACACACACACGCCCUCCUCCCCCAUCGCUGCAGUGUCUCUGCUCGGAGCGAACAGGGCAGACGCUGCUGCGGCCGGAGCAGAUCAGUGGAGCGGCGGAGGACGUGAGGACGAUGGGGAUGAAGCCGCAGGACGACAGCGGGACUCAGAGCUGAGGCUCCGGCUGCGGUCUCUUUGUGGAGGCUGUGAUCACGACCUCCACACGCCUGGGAGACCACCACACGCCUGGGAGACCUCCACACGCCGGGGAGACUGCCACACGCCUGGGAGACUGCCACACGCCUGGGAGACUGCCCCGCGCCCGGGAGAUUGA
Messenger RNA from Knipowitschia caucasica, 720 nucleotides. The record is from the annotation of a GenBank genome assembly. NCBI's taxonomy places the organism in Eukaryota, Metazoa, Chordata, Actinopteri, Gobiiformes, Gobiidae.